UUUCUAACCUAUAAUUUUAGCUACAGUCUCAACGAUGUUCCCACUCAAACCUGCGAUUUAUACCUGAACUAAUAUACCUUUAUUUGGUUUAUAUACCGUGGCAUGCACCUUUAUUGCCAAUUGUAUUGCUAACAACUCCAAGGCCUUCGCCUACUGCUCCAUCAUGUCUUCAACGAGGCACUGGUUGGACAAAGUCUACCUUGUGUAUUUCCUUAUCCAUCUACCCGUCUUGUUCUGUGUUGACCUCGUACCACUCUACCCAACAUCUCUCUGGGUACCACCUUCGUCCCCAUUUCACUUUCUAUACGAGUUGCGGGUUUAUUACAUAAAUACGUAUAAUGAUCAGUUCUUCGCACCACCGCCGGCAACCAUCCCGAGCUUCUUCCCGUUAUUCGCUUUCCUAGAGCUCGUCUUCCAUCUACCCGUGUCACUAUGGGCAGUCCGUGCGCUCUCUACCGGCGGACUAAACGGUAAUGCCGAAUUGCUGCUCCUCGUAUACGGAAUCGAGACGGCAUUGACUACCGCGACUUGCAUGUACGAAGCAUUCCUCUGGGACCCAGCCGUGGUGACCGCUGAGCAGAAGGUGGUACUACUAGGUGGCCUGUACGGAGGAUACCUUGCCAUUGCUGUCCUGUUGACUGUCGACAUGUAUACACGCCUGCUGAAACGUAUCAACUCGCUUGAGACUAGGAAGAAAAUCCAGUAGUAACCAGUCUAAAUUCGAAACGCAAAGGUGCUAGUAUCACGAGUGGACAUUGCGGAAUAGAGGAUAUGGGUAUUGA
Molecule: messenger RNA, 782 nt
Organism: Daldinia vernicosa
Lineage: Eukaryota; Fungi; Ascomycota; Sordariomycetes; Xylariales; Hypoxylaceae
Product: transmembrane protein 6/97
Exons: 3
Coding region: 164-706 (180 amino acids)
Cellular component (GO): endoplasmic reticulum
Source: RefSeq, a predicted model, not a curated record